AAAAAUAAUGGGUUGUUGUGUAAUUAGCUAAUAGGGGAGUCGCUCUUGAUUCUGAGAAACCAUAGAAAAAACAGCCUGUAAUCUGUAAUCUGUUGGUGGGUUUGAAUGGCGAGCAGCUGGAGAAGAACGUUGGGCAACGUGAGGUCCUUCGUGAGCAAUUCGAUGGGUGGUCUGAAGGGCGGAAGCAACCUUGCUUCGUGGGUGGUCGCCGGAACCCUAGCCUACUACCUCUGGAUCAAACCCUCACAAGACCUCAAACGCCAACAGCAGGAGAAAGCCGCACUUGCCGCCUCCGAAGCCGAUCCAUAUCGAUACGUUGAGACUCGAAAACCUAUCCCCGAUCCUCAGGUAACGGGUUUGAGGUACGGAAAAAGAAACGAGGACAGAGAAAGCAAAUCAGAGGAUUAGCAUGCACCAGCAGUUCUCGGACAUGUUCAGCCAACAACAGUUCUUGGACAUGCUCUUCACACAACUCACCCACCAUUAUAUGGUCCUGAAAAUGGAAUCUUCACAUCACGGAAAACUUGGAAGAUAUGUAACUAGAAGACAAGAUGAAGAAUAAUGCUGCAAAAAUAUUGGAGAAAAUAGUGUAAUAAAUAUCUUGUGAAUAUUGGUAUAGGAUAGUGUAUCCAAGUUGUUUGGAUAAAGGGUUUGCUAGUUCUUGGGUAGAAUAAGGAAGGCGUGACAUCUGAACACUCCUAGGUUUCUCUAGAGAAGUCAAGUCCCACAUCCCACUUUGCCUUGGUUAGCUCACGGUCAAAGGCCUAUAUAAAGGAACUCAAGUAUGCUUUAUAACACAACUUGAUUUGAAGAAAAUACGUGAGUGUUUGAGUUUUGAGACGAGUGAGUUUUUCUCUCUCUCUAGAGAGUUUCUAAUCCUUUGAUAGUUCAGGUGACAAUUCUUUUAACUGUGUUCUUUAGCUUAUCCAAGGUGGAAGGCCUUGAGGAGAUCAAGUUCAUCUCCUUUCUUUGACUUCAAGAGGAAGCCCAUGUUAUGGUGAAAUUUAGUUUCCUUUUUUGUUUCCAGUCUUGUUCUUUCCUUUUUUUUUUCUUGGAGAACAAUUUAGAAUAGCCUGGUUCAAGUGCAGACCAAGGUUUGACCAAGAACCAAGAAACCAAACUAAAUCCUCCAAGAGGCCAAGCAAGAAGACCAUUUGGCAUUUUCCCACCAAAUCACCACUGUAAUUCAAGAAACCUACACCAUUCUUUUCCUCAAACAUUCCGCAAAACCCUACCAAAGAGUCAUCAAAGAAUCCAAUUUCCAACCUUAUACACCUUAACCUACAUUGAUCGUAGCUUGCACAUAUCCUCCUCACCAAUUCUUGGCUCCAAGAAUCAUCAAAGACUCUUCCAAGUUCUGACCUAAACCUUACCUAACUUUUUAGUUACCCUUGUUAGAAGUGGAUUUUAAGCCUCACUCAACCCCACAAAACUGGCUUGUAAAGUGAGGUUUGUACUCCACUUAUAUAUUAUAAUUUGGUCUUAUCUGUAGUCAAUGUGACACUUGCAACAACCCUCACCCUUCUACAAACAUACAAACUACAUAUUACUCAAUCCAAGAACCACCCAAGAAAACACACAAACUAGGUGAUUGUUAUUCAUUUUUUCUCAUCUUUGUGUCUUGACUUGUGAAGCUUACAAGUGGCUAGAUCCAAUCCUUCAUUCACUGGCUGGGAUCUCAUCAUACCACCUCAAUUAAAAAAUAUUUUUUUCAACAUCUGUUAGACACUGGCAAUGCAAGUGAGCUGAUAUCUACUUUUGGCUAUACACUUUCCAGAUACCUCAAUCAUAAUUUUUCUAAAAUAAACUUACAUUAUUAAUUUUAAACUUAUUUCAAAUUUGAAAUCAUUUAAAAUAUUAUGAACUGUGAAGCAUAUAUUACCCUUAUUCCAUUGAGAACAAACUUCUUUGUGCACAAAACCUUGUUUCUGUCUUGGAUGUUAGUCCGGGCUUUGUUCCAUUUUUGUAGUUUUCAACAUCUUCUGUGGUUGAGGGUAACUCUCCACCAACGUGGUGGUUACCAACACCUGAGUUUUUGUCAUUCACCUUUGUGAUUUUCAUCCAUCCUAGUUUUCAUUUUCUUUGACAGUCAUUAUCAUAGGAAAAUUUUAAAGCUUUUAAAAGAUUGUUUUAGAAGGUGAAUACAUGAGUCUUAAAUCUCAUUUAGAUUUUUGUUAUGUAGAUUAUACAUGUCUCUGCAAUUUCUUGAUCCUUUAUAUUUUUAGCAUCAGUCCAUUGUGUUCGGUGUCAUAUUGAUGCUUCACAGCUUGCAGCUUUGAAACUUGCCACCUAUCUUUUUACAGAACCUUUUGAUAUAAUAUUGUGAUCUCAAUCUACAAAUUGCAAAAUAAGCUGUUUGUGUGCCAAUGAUUUGAUUUUCU
Messenger RNA from Vigna radiata var. radiata (mung bean), 2381 nucleotides. RefSeq lists its product as uncharacterized. Bases 106 to 408 code for a protein of 100 amino acids. Lineage: Eukaryota; Viridiplantae; Streptophyta; Magnoliopsida; Fabales; Fabaceae. The transcript is spliced from 4 exons. The record is from RefSeq and is a predicted model, not a curated record.